Saccostrea echinata is the source of this 551-nucleotide messenger RNA. RefSeq names its product serum amyloid A protein-like. The transcript has 3 exons. NCBI's taxonomy places the organism in Eukaryota, Metazoa, Mollusca, Bivalvia, Ostreida, Ostreidae. Bases 21 to 422 code for a protein of 133 amino acids. Gene Ontology annotation, cellular component: extracellular region. The record is from RefSeq and is a predicted model, not a curated record.
UCUUUUUUUUCAGUUUCAUAAUGAGGAAUAUCACAGUUGCAGUGAUUUUAAUAUCACUUGUCUUGACUGAGCAAACUUUAGCACAAGGAUUUCUAGAUAGACUCCGUAGUAGGCUAAGUUUCGCCAGACAGGCUGCCCAGGGAGCCAGAGAUAUGUACAGAGCGUACAGUGAUAUGAGACAAGCUAAUUGGCGGAAUUCGGAUCAGUACUUCCAUGCACGUGGUAACUAUGACGCCGCCAGAAGAGGUCCCGGGGGUCGUUGGGCAGCAAGAGUAAUCAGUAAUGCCAGAGAGCGUUAUCAGAGCGGAUUGAGUGGCCAGGGACCAGAAGACACCGCUAGAGAUCAGGCAGCCAAUGUAUGGGGGCGAAAUGGUGGGGAUCCAAACAGAUACCGCCCUGUUGGUCUACCAGACAGAUACUGAAACAAAAUAGAGAAUCACCAAAACAGACUUAAUCGACAUAAUGACAUUGAUGUAAUCUGUUUUCAUAGUUGAAUCAAAUGUUUUCUGUAUUUUAAAACAUUAAAAAGUGAAAUAUUUCAUGCAUUUCAA